Messenger RNA from Ooceraea biroi (clonal raider ant), 1839 nucleotides. It is a transcript of the gene sing, whose product is annotated as MARVEL domain-containing protein sing. Gene Ontology annotation, cellular component: membrane. The record is from RefSeq and is a predicted model, not a curated record. NCBI's taxonomy places the organism in Eukaryota, Metazoa, Arthropoda, Insecta, Hymenoptera, Formicidae.
AUAUGCCAAUUAUAUGAUUUUUUAUUGUUACCAGUCGAAUUUCAUCGGGAAAUUACUGCUACAAGAGAGCUCGGUGCAGUUUUCUACGUUACCAAUUUUUGCUCUAGCAGUUCUCUUGACACUGACUACUCUGUAUACUUUAAUUAUUUUUAUCUGGUUUUUCAUCUCUUCUUGCAUUGAUUUGUAUCUUUAAAAUUAAAUUUCUAUUAACAUAUUCACUAAUUAAUUUUUUUAAUUUGCAUUACAUUAAUCUUCUCGAUAAGCAUAUAUGUAUGUAUAAGCAUGUGUGAAAUUCUGAAAACAAGGGAACAUUUGCAAACAUUUGCGUUCGCCUAUUUUACAGAAGCGCAAUUGCAAGAAUUAUAAAAUUGUAACAAGACACAAAACAUUUUGUUUCUCUUCUAAAUUCUUUUCGCGUUUCCUCCAGAUGUACAGCCGACAAAACAUUCCGAGUUCGUAGCACGUGCUCGAAAUAGACAGUAAUUUCCCAUGCUUGAAACGCUAUGCGGGGGGUGCAACGACAUUUAAACUUCGUAGACGCCCGUCUGCACCCUCAGUCAGUUUAAAAGUGUCGACGAACGCGGUCUGUCUUUUUGCAAAUAUCGCUGUGCAAAGAGAGUCAACGAUCACAUUCCUAAAAUAUAAACAUUUUUCAAGCUAUUGUACAAGACAACAACAAUUUCCUUUUUAUAAUCCUCAACUUUUUAUUUUCCGUUCGAUUUUAAAUUCUACGUAGUAAUAAAAAAGAAUUACUUCCGCACUCGAACGAUGAGAACAAUUAACUCGAACGAAAGUGGACAAUUGCGGCGGCACAUUCAAUUAUCUUAAAUACUAAGUGGAAGGAGGGGCUCAUACGAGCGAGACAGACUGACGAGCGUCGCGAGCACAAGAUACAUCGGUGCGGCUAUUAAAUUGUUCGUCUGCGACACGGAAUCAUGGGCAUAAACAAUGCAGGACCCAUCAUCAGGAUGUCAUCCUCCGGUACACACGGCGCGGGCGGUGUCGGCUGCUGUUGUUUUAGGUGUUGCACGUGCAUACACCUAGAAUUCAUCAAAUCGCUGCCGGGGAUCAUAAAAGUCUGCGAGACGGUAAUCAGUGGAUUAAUACAGAGCCUGCUGAUCAAUUAUGGUCUCAGAUACAGCUCAUCCAUCGGCUCGGCUUUUGAGGGAGCGUUGACCACAGCAUCCGCCUGUUUCCUGACUUCCGCUCUGUUGUUGGCUUGCUAUACAAUUUCUGAAAAGUCUUACAGGCUAAUUCGUUCAUCGCUUUUCGAAAUGAUGUUCAACUGCCUGGCCUGUUUCCUGUAUUUAAGUUCAGCCUCCUACUUGGCGGUUGCCACAAAACUGUUUCUUAUGGCUGAAUAUUACUUGAAACCCGGCUUCGACGUUUAUCCUGCCAUGACAGCUGCUUACAUCUUAAGCGGCGUCGUUGGGGUACUGCAUGGAGCGGAUGCGUAUUUAUCUUUUAUACAUUACAAAACCGGAAGGUAAAUUGCUGUCGUAUACGAGAAUGCGAGUUAUAUAAUUCUGCAAUGAGAAACCUAGCAAUUAUACAAAUACUUGUGCAUUAAGAUACCAGAUUAAGCAGCAUUCUAGUCGGACGAGCACGACUCUCUUAAGGAGAAUCGAAUGAAGCGGACAGUUCUCGAAUUUACAUAUCAUGAUACGUGCAAUGAUCAAUACGAAUAAAUAUAUCUAUGUCGAAUUACAUAAGAAACUGAUUAUCGAUAAUUUAUGAUAAUUGUUUUAAUUAUGUUAAUUGAAAAAGUAUGGUGUUAUCUGAUAAUAUUCUGCAACCGUAAAAUAAUAAAUAAAACACGACAAAGCUGAUAACUUAAAA